CUGAAUUGAGGCUGCCUCGCAACAUUUUUCCUUUUCUUGUGAUUUCUGCUUCAUCUAUUGGAUAUGGGUGUAGCGGGACUCUGGGAGAUACUACGACCCGCUGGACAAACACAAUCAUUAACACAUCUAUCUGUUACCCAAGGAUUUGAAGCAAAUGCUGGUGGUCGGCGAGGCUUUCGCAUAGGCAUCGAUGCUUCAAUUUGGUUCUUCCAUGCCGCGUACGGUAAAGAAGGAGAGAAUCCGGAACUGCGUACACUCUUCUUUCGCUGUACCAGACUCAUGAGCAUGCCUCUCCUCCCACUUUUCGUAUUCGAUGGUCCAAAAAGGCCUUCCGUCAAGCGCGGGAAGAAAGUGAGCGGCAAUGCGCACUGGCUCACCACUGGAAUGAAAAACAUCAUCGUUGCUUUUGGUUUCGAAUGGAGAACGGCUCCUGGUGAAGCUGAAGCUGAGCUUGCGUAUUUGAAUCGCAUGGGAAUCAUCGAUGCUGUCCUCUCCGAUGAUGUCGACAACUUUCUAUUUGGUGCCACUAUGGUUAUCCGCAACCCCAGCAAUACACUUUCCGGAAACCGUGCGCAUCCAGUGAAAAACGCUGACGGACGUGAUGAUGGAAACCACGUCGUGACGUAUCGCGCCGCUGAUAUCCUCUCUCACGAUGAUAUCUGUCUCUCGCGAGGAGGCUGUAUCCUAAUCGGCCUCCUUUCCGGUGGGGACUACCAUCAAGCUGGCGUUCAAGGAUGCGGGAAGCUCAUUGCCGCUGCCCUCGCACGUUGUGGAUUUGGAGACCGACUGCUAGAAGCUGCCAACUCCCUCAGCCGCGAGGAGCUAGAGGGCUGGCUUGACACAUGGCGUGACGAAGUGCGCGAGGAACUGCGUACGAACAAGAGCGGCCUCAUCGGAUCGAAGAAGCCUGCACUUGCGAAGAAGAUUCCUAAUGAUUUUCCUGAUGUCGAUAUUCUACUAUCCUACACCAGACCUAUCACGAGCGAGACAGAGGGUAAACCUACGCGAGACAUCACUUGGGAACUAGAGCCUGACAUUGGUAAAAUUGCUGCACUUUGCGAGCUGUACUUCGAAUGGGGUGUGAAGGACGUGAUCAUCAAGCGUUUUCGCACAGUUUUGUGGCCAAGCGCCGUUCAACGUAUCCUGCGGCGUGGUGCGAUAGAAAUGGAAGAGAAGAAGCGUAAGGGUUUACCGAUGAGCCCUAAAAAGAGCAAAACAACAGGCAAACUUGCGCCGGGAACACCCUCGAAGAUGAUUACAAAGUAUUUUUCGUCGAUGAAGCUUCACUCUCCAUCCAAAGACAAUCAAAAGGAGCAAGAGUACAGUGAUACUGCAUCCGAAGCAGAAGAAGAUAGGCUUAUUAUCAAGAUUCACUCCUCGCGACGGCACGCGUCUACGGAUGGAAUUCUUGAGUACCGUCUUGAGAUUGCCCCUGCGCAGCUCGUACAACUGGCUGGAGAUGGCAUCCAAGGGAUCAGGCCCCCAAUCGAAAUAGAUACUGCUUUCGAUGACACCGAAGGUGAUGAUGAGGAUAGUGGUGGUGGUGGAAAGAAAAAGGGCAAGAGCAAGGAAAAGAAAACUCCACCCGACCCCGAGAGUCACCUUCGUGUGUGGAUGCCAGCAUGUAUGGUGCAGAUCGUGGAGCCGGAGCUUGUUGAAGCUUUUGAGGACAUCCAGCGCAGAAAGCUGGAGAAAAAGACCAAGCGGUCGAAUAAGACAGAUAGAAAGAAGAAGGCUACUUCCACUACCCAGGGAGAUAGCGAUGGAGAUGCCCUCCCUGUUCUAGCUCCUACAAAGAAGAGACCUACCCGUCAGAAGACAGCUGUGGCGAAACGACAGGACAGCGAGCUUGCUCCUCGCUACCUCACAAUCACCAACGCUGCUGCUGAUCCUUUCCUGGAGCCCAAGAAUGCUGUUCAUGCUGAUACGUCCCGGCAAUCCAAAACUAGUUCCAAGAAACAUACGAAAUCAUCCGAUUCAGAUUCUCCACAAUCCUACAUAACCAAGUCUCCAAGAAAAUCUCCGCAACAAACAUUUUCACGCUCGUCAGGUUUAAUCAGGCCCAUGGGUUCAACAUCAUCUAUACGGCCGAUGCGCAAGCUUGACGACAUCAUCGAUAUCUCGGGUAUGACGGAGAGGAAAAAGAAAGAUGUUUCCGCCCCAGAUAAGGAUAUUCUCCCUAUUUCAUCCUCUCUGAAUAAGACGACGGUCCAUCAAAAGAAAGCAGUUGUGGAACCCCGGGCUACCGCGCUUGCUCCCUUCCCGAUGUCAGGUUUCAUCAAUACUUCUGAGGAUCCUUUCAUAGAUCCCACGAAUCCUCAUACGUCCCAGCAGUCCUCACAAACCUGCUCUAAGAAACUUACCAGAUCGUCCGACUCCGAAUCUCUCCAAUUCCCCGUAACCAAAUCUCCAAGGAAAACACAACAGCGGACAUCCCCGCGUUCGUCAGGCUUAAUCAUGCGCCCGAAUUCACCAUCCCUUGUGCGAUCUAUCCACAAGUUUGACGAUGUCAUUGAUAUCUCUAGCGAUUCCGAUGUACCAUUACCACCCACAAAACUUUCUGUCAAAGCACCCCUGCUACUGGCCAGAGAAAAAGUCAAAAAGGGGAAUAAUUCAUCUCAUUUCAAAAGCAAACACCCUAACCUUGAGUCGACGUCCAAGGGUCGAUCAACGAGAACAAUUGUGGCAGAGAACGACAUCAUUGAUUUGACUUGCUAAAUCGAUCGUUAUGAUGGUUGAUUAACGUUGAUUGGUUGUAACUUGAGUUUUUGGUUGUACAGCAAGCUUGUAUGUGUAGUAGACAGAUAUAGGAUUUGCCCUCUGCAUGUUUCGAAUGUGAAGUAUUGUUAGAUAGUUAUCCUUUACGAGUUCGUCGAUCUUAGAAUGAUCCUUCCAUGACUAUCACAUUAUAUAGUGGUCUACCGAAGAUUUUCUUGC
Suillus bovinus is the source of this 2937-nucleotide messenger RNA. RefSeq lists its product as uncharacterized. Gene Ontology annotation, molecular function: crossover junction DNA endonuclease activity; 5'-flap endonuclease activity. The transcript is spliced from 4 exons. The coding region runs from base 64 to 2718 and encodes 884 amino acids. Lineage: Eukaryota; Fungi; Basidiomycota; Agaricomycetes; Boletales; Suillaceae. The record is from RefSeq and is a predicted model, not a curated record.